AUGGCCUCCCGCGAGGGUCGCCUCCCGCCGCCGUGCCCACAUCUGCAGGACUACCACCGCUGCUCUCUCCGGGCGGCAGGGGCGGCGCCGCCGCCGCUGGCGAAGCCCUUUCGGGCCCUGCAGAGGUGCCUGCGGGUCCGCCCCAUGGGCCGCGCGGAGAUCCGCCGCGACCCCGACGAGGUCCCCCGCUGCGGGUCCUGCGCCGCCGCCGCCCCGCGGCUCUACGCUUGCCUCACCUGCGCCGCCGUGUCCUGCCGGACCCAUGCGCCGGGCCACGCGGAGGGGCGACGCCAGGGCCACGAGAUCGCCGUCGACGUGGACCGCGCGGAGCUCUUCUGCUGCGUCUGCCGCGACCAGGUGUACGACAGCGACUUCGACGCCGCCGUCGUGCUCGCCCAGAAGCGCCUCUCCAUCUUCUCUCCCUCAGCCGCCGCCCCAUCGCCGGCGGCGGCGGCGGCGCCGCCGAAGAAGAGGAGGAAGGUGGUGGGUUACCGUCCCUGGGCCCCAGAUCCCAGGGAGAAGGCUCUGGUAGGGCUCGGUUCGAGCCCGCUGCCGCCCCCGGUGGCCUCGUUGGCGUCGUCUCCAUCGCCACCGCCGCCGUGGGGGCUGCGUGGGCUGAACAACCUGGGGAACACCUGCUUCAUGAACUCUGUGCUGCAGGCGCUGCUCCAUGCGCCGCCGCUGAGGAACUACUUCCUCAGCGAUCGCCACAACCGGUUCCUCUGCCAACAGAGGAGGCAGAAGAGGGGGAACGCCAUGGCCAUGGGAGGAGGGCUCGUCAACGGCGCUUACCACCGGAAUGCGGCGGCGGGGCUGUGCUUGGCCUGUGAUCUCGACGCCAUGUACUCCGCUGUCUUCUCCGGCGAUCGGGUUCCUUACAGCCCUGUCCGUUUCCUGCACAGGUACCGUCUUCUCCCCCUCAUCCUGAUGAAAUCACCCAUGGAACCAGAGAAAAACACUACCAAGAUGCCCCAUUUCCUCCCCCAUCCCGAGGAAAUCGUAGUGCAGUGAUCAUGACAAUGUGGGAUGGAGGAAUUCUCCAGCUCGUUCUAUGGAAUAGUGCCUCCCCGGACUGGAAAUCUGGGCGAUGGCUGUUCUCCUGCUGGGAUUCUCCUCCCCCACAUUCAACGUCGCGAGCUUUUCUCAGUCUGAUUUCAGGCUCUUCUUGCAGCUGGUGGCAGCACGCGACGAACCUGGCGAGUUACGAGCAGCAGGACGCCCACGAGUUCUUCAUCUCCAUGCUAGACGGGCUCCACGAGAAGCUGAGCCAAGGUCAAGGCAAGCCCGCGGCCAGCCAAGGUGAGUGUCAACUCUCAUGUUCCCACCUUCUCAAACUCCCUCUCAUGGUCAACCCACCUCCCUUAACCUGCAGCCAUGUGAAUUCCAGGAACCGGGGAGUGCUGCAUUGCUCACCGCGUCUUCUCAGGGAUCCUCAGGUCUGACGUGAUCUGCACCGUCUGUGGGUUCACCUCCACAACCUACGACCCCUGUGUUGACAUCUCACUGGAUCUCGACUCCGGCCCGGGCACCGCCAAGGUGCUGGGCAGCGGCGGCGGCGCCGCCAAUGGCGGUGGCGCAUUGCCGGGCAGGGCUGUGGGGAUUUCCACUCUCUCGGGCUGCCUUGAUCGGUUCACGCGGCCAGAACGGCUGGGCUCAGAGCAGAAGUUCCUAUGCCAGCGGUGCCAGGUGAGGCAGGAGUCUCUGAAGCAGAUGUCCAUCAGGAAGCUGCCCUUUGUGACCUGCUUUCACAUCAAGCGGUUCGAGCACUCCUCAACGAAGAGGACAUCGAAGAAGGUCGAUCGGUACCUCCAAUUCCCGCUGUCGCUGAACAUGGCGCCGUACCUGUCGUCGGCCAUCCUGCGGGGCCGCUUCGGAAGCAGGAUCUUUGCCUUUGAGGGGGAGGAACUGGAGGCGGCAGGGACGGAGGCAGCGGCGGCGGAUUUUGAGCUCUUCGCGGUGGUCACUCACAGUGGGAAGCUGAACGCCGGCCACUAUGUGACCUACCUGCGGCUCAGCGACCAGUGGUACAAGUGUGACGACGCAUGGAUCACUCAUGUCACAGAGAAUAUCGUGAGGGCGGCACAGGCCUACAUGCUCUUCUACGUGCAGAAGAUGCUGUUCUACAAGGCCAGCAAGAACCCCGCCGCUGCUGCCACCACCUCCUGA
Messenger RNA from Spirodela intermedia, 2166 nucleotides. The record is from the annotation of a GenBank genome assembly. NCBI's taxonomy places the organism in Eukaryota, Viridiplantae, Streptophyta, Magnoliopsida, Alismatales, Araceae.